This is a messenger RNA of Callorhinchus milii (elephant shark), 1962 nucleotides long. RefSeq names its product dual specificity protein kinase CLK4. Gene Ontology annotation, molecular function: ATP binding; protein tyrosine kinase activity. Gene Ontology annotation, biological process: protein phosphorylation; regulation of RNA splicing. Lineage: Eukaryota; Metazoa; Chordata; Chondrichthyes; Chimaeriformes; Callorhinchidae. Bases 170 to 1660 code for a protein of 496 amino acids. The transcript is spliced from 13 exons. Gene Ontology annotation, cellular component: nucleus. The record is from RefSeq and is a predicted model, not a curated record.
AUUGUUGGUUUGCGGGAAGCUUCUGUGAGGUGUCGGCCGGCGCCAUUUUGUGAAGAGGAGCUGCGCCAGUGCGUGUGUGUGAGAGAGAGAGAGGUGUCUUCCUUCAGUCAGUAACAUCUCCCUCAGCACGUUCACCUCGCCUUUCAGAGGCCCUGUUUGGGCUCCAAAUAUGCCUCACUUGAAGCGAGCACGGAGCCCUGAUUGGAGCAGCGGAGAGAGCUGGGACUACAGAGACUGUUAUAGUAGUCAUAAAUACAGAAGAGUGUCUCACAGCAGUGAAAGAGAAAACAAACGGCACAAGAAUCAUCACCACUUAAAACCUUCAGAUGGCCAUUACUUGGAAACAAAAUCUUUAAAUGAGCACAUGGAAUACCAUGAUGGAAAGCAUGAAUACAGAGAUGGGUACAAAAUGGAAUAUAGGAAUGGCUGUCGCAACAGAGAAUGCCGACAUGAUCGCUACCACUAUAGCCAUCACAAUUACAGCAAGUCAGGGAAACCUGAUAGUGGAAGGAGUCAGCAAAGUAGCCGGGAAAGGCAUAGACCUAAAAAACAUCUCUCUGGUACAAGUAACGAUUCACACUCGAAGAGUCAUCGGCAGAGAAGAACCAAGAAUGUUGAGGAUGAUGAGGAGGGUCACCUGGUAUAUCACACUGGAGACAGACUGAAAGCGAGAUAUGAAAUCGUUUGUACUUUAGGAGAAGGAGCUUUUGGAAAGGUAGUGGAGUGCAUUGAUCUUAAAAGGGGAGGUGAGCGUUUGGCGUUGAAGAUCAUAAAGAAUGUUGAUAGGUAUCGUGACGCCGCCUAUUCAGAAAUACACGCACUUGAAGAAAUAAGUAAAAAGUACGGUAAUGUAUAUGGAUGUGUACAAAUGUUGGACUGGUUUGAUCACCAUGGACAUAUUUGCAUUGCUUUUGAGCUCCUUGGACUCAGUACCUAUGAUUUCUUAAAGGAAAAUAAUUUCAUGCCGUUUCCAAUGCAUCAGAUCAAACAUAUGGCCUAUCAGCUUUGUCGUGCUUUAAACUCUUUGCAUUGUAACAAGCUUACUCAUACGGACCUCAAGCCUGAAAAUAUUCUGUUUAUGAAUUCUGACCAUGACAUAGAGUACAACAGUAAAACGAAACGCGAUGAAAGAACGGUAAAGAAUCCAGACAUCAAAGUUGUGGACUUUGGCAGUGCCACAUUUGAUGAUGAGCACCAUAGUACUGUAGUGUCUACCAGACAUUACAGAGCUCCUGAAGUUAUUCUAGAAUUGGGCUGGUCAAAUCCAUGUGAUGUGUGGAGUGUAGGCUGUAUACUACUUGAAUAUUAUCUUGGUCUGACACUGUUUCAGACACAUGAUAGUCGGGAGCAUCUUGCUAUGAUGGAAAGAGUACUAGGACCCAUUCCAAGCAGCAUGAUUAGCAGAACACGGAAGCGGAAAUAUUUUCACCAUGAGCGGUUGGAUUGGGAUGAAAACAGUUCUGCUGGGAGAUACGUCAGGAGACGCUGCAAACCUUUGAAGGAAUACAUGGUUUGCCAAGACUCCGAUCAUCGGGAACUCUUUGACCUUAUUGGAAAGAUGUUGGAGUACGAACCUUCCAGGAGAAUAUCUCUAGACCAGGCAUUGCACCAUCCAUUCUUUUCCACAAAGAAGAAAGGGAGAUCAUGGAUUACGAAAUGAACUUUGCUUCUAUGUGACUUGUAUAUUACUUUGGUUUCCAUAGGAGAAUAACUAGACUGUGUCAGUCUAUAUCAAAAUUAUUUUAAAUCUCUGAGUGAAACAGAUUUAAGUAUUGCAAGUGUAUAUGUAACUUUUGUGUAUAUUGUGUGGUACAAGUUUACUAAAGAUGCCAUUUUUCUUUUGUGUCCUUGUGUCAGCAUUUUUCAGAUUUUCUUAAUUGUCAUUGCUUUACAUACUGCUGUUCUUUCAACAUUUGACUGGGAAAAAAUGUUUUCCAAUAAACUGAGGAAAUUUGUAUUACA